Molecule: messenger RNA, 981 nt
Organism: Sceloporus undulatus (fence lizard)
Lineage: Eukaryota; Metazoa; Chordata; Lepidosauria; Squamata; Phrynosomatidae
Product: transmembrane protein 68-like
Exons: 7
Coding region: 1-981 (326 amino acids)
Cellular component (GO): membrane
Molecular function (GO): acyltransferase activity
Source: RefSeq, a predicted model, not a curated record
AUGAGCAGCUAUGAGGAGGUGAUACGUAUGAAUAAAUGCUACAUUAAUGGACAGCCAACUAUGACUGACUCUGCACACCUCCCAUACCUAUCGGAAGAACUGUGUAUUCUUAAACAUCUUUUGGGAAAAUGUUUAGACUUGCUGGGUGCUGUUGCUCUGUUUAUAUUUAUAAUCCCUCUAUUCAUUAUCCUUCUUAUCUACCUUUCUGCUUUAUUCCUCCUAAUCUAUCAGAAGACCCAUAACCUGAAAGGAGAUUAUUGCAGUAAUAUAUGGGAUAAUGGACGACUGAUUUUAAGUACCAUGUGGGAUAAAUUUGCAAGAUUUUGGAAUGGUUAUGAACUACAUGGCACAGAAAACCUACCAGAUGGACCAGCUCUACUUAUUUAUUAUCAUGGUGCAAUACCCGUAGACUACAUGUACUUUUUAGCCAGAUAUUUUAUUUUGAAACGGCGGUGUUGUUACUCAAUAGCUGAUGACUAUCUCUUCAGAUUUCCAGGUCUUAGAUCUUUAACAAGUGUAAUGUGCAUUAUGCCUCGUACAAAGGAAGAAUGUUUAAAUAUUCUAAAAAAUGGCCAUCUACUGGGAAUUUCCCCUGGGGGCGUUCGAGAAGCACUCUUUAGUGAUGAAUCAUAUAAACUUGUAUGGCAUAAACGGAAGGGUUUUGCUCAUCUGGCUUUAGACGCUAAAGUGCCCAUCAUUCCGAUGUAUACACAAAAUGUACGGGAAGGAUUUAGGGUCUUUGGACGAACAACAUUAGCAAGGUGGAUAUAUGAAUACAGUCGAUUACCUUUCCUUCCUCCAUAUGGUGGAUUACCAGUCAAAUUUCGUACAUAUAUUGGAGAACCCAUUCCAUAUGAUCCAAAUAUAACUGCUUUGGAAUUAGCUACAAAGACUAAGGCUGCACUCCAAUCAUUAAUUCAAAAGCACCAGCAAAUUCCUGGAAGCAUCUUUAAAGCACUAAUGGACAGAUUUCACAAAUAA